AAAAUAAAUUAUUAAAAUUUAUAAAGUAUUAAAAUAAUUAUUUCGAAAAUAAUAAAAUAUUUUGAAAACGAUAUUAGUUUAAAAAUAAAAAAUUAUAGCAAAUUAUGACUGAUGAAAAUUCAUGCAAAAGUGUAUGGAAUAAAGUUUUAAAUACUGGAAUUAUUUGGAUUUCUUCACAAAAGAAAUCCUCUGCAUGUCCUCCUUAUAUGAAAAAGAAAAAAAUCGAAGAAGAACCCAAAAAUGAUUUAAAACCGUCCGACGAAGAUAAAAAAUUUGAUUCUACAAAGAAAUUCGAAUAUAAAAGUCCCACUGAUUUCUGUUCUCCAAUUAAAUCUUGUUAUAUUAAAAUGCAGGAUCCUUGUAGAGCAUGUUGUUGUGAAGAAAAACCAAAGCCACCACCUCCUUGUCCACCUAAAUGUGGCCCGCAAGUACCACGCGAACCAGUGUGUGGUUGUGAUCUUUGUCAAAAACAUCCCGGUCAUGAAAAAUGUUGCGACAAGAAUAGAGCAUUUCGCGGUAUAGAUAUUCAUCGUGAAUAUUUCGAAAAGGCAUAACAAUUUAUUUUUAUUAUAUUACAUUAAUUUUGUAUAAUAUGCUUAUAUGC
Molecule: messenger RNA, 604 nt
Organism: Apis mellifera (honey bee)
Lineage: Eukaryota; Metazoa; Arthropoda; Insecta; Hymenoptera; Apidae
Product: late cornified envelope-like proline-rich protein 1
Exons: 3
Coding region: 105-554 (149 amino acids)
Source: RefSeq, a predicted model, not a curated record